This is a messenger RNA of Pseudozyma hubeiensis SY62, 2718 nucleotides long. RefSeq lists its product as hypothetical. Bases 1 to 2718 code for a protein of 905 amino acids. The record is from RefSeq and is a predicted model, not a curated record. The transcript has a single exon. NCBI's taxonomy places the organism in Eukaryota, Fungi, Basidiomycota, Ustilaginomycetes, Ustilaginales, Ustilaginaceae.
AUGACUACGUUCGUCUCUGAGGCUCAAAUGGCCCAAGCAACAACUGCACUGGCAGCUCAGCCGGGGCCCUACGAUCAUCUUCCUGACCUCCCUGCCGACAUUUCGAUGGAAACCGACAAGAGCAUCCCACCCACGUUCGAACAGCUCAACGCUACUCUCAUAUCGCGAGGCUAUCUGCGCUCGCCGCUCAAUGCUUCAGGCAUGCGCGAAGAUUCGCUCGCAGCUCUCGCCGAUGCCCUACACGCCAUGAUCGCGCAGCGCGAGGAGGACAUCGAAGUGCGUACCGCCUUGACUGCCAAAAAUCGCACGCUCACCGCCUCAUUGGAACGAACAAAAAGAUUUCAGAAGGAGGAGAUAGAGCGAUCCGCGGACUUCGAGCGCAAAGCCGAAUCGUCCAAAGCUAAGCUCAUCCACCUAACCAACCAGCUCGAGAUGGAACGCACCGCACACAAGGCCACCAAGGAGGCGCUCGCUCGUAUGAGGAGGGAUUUGCAGGCAGUCAAAGCUUCAGCACUGCAGUACAAGUCUUGCAACGACCGUUCUGUGGCGCGAGUCCGCGCACGAAUCGGCGAAGUUACCAGCUCGGCGAUCCGCUCUGCCGUUCCCGACUUCCAGAUUGUCGCAUCCGCCUUCGACGAACCACCGACCGCUUCAUCGUCCAGAUCUGGUGCAGCAGGUCUGUACGCUCAACAGGUACAGGAUCUCGAGCAGAAGCGGAUUCAUCUUGUCGAGUACAACCAAGCUCUCAAGCGGCUUGCAACCGAGGCUAUCAAUGCUGCGCGACGUGCCGAUCAGGAGCUGCUGGACAUGGUUGAGGCCGAACAGGACGAUGGCAAGAAGAGGAAGGAUUCAACACUUGCGGCGACCAAGACGAGUGGCGACUCGGGAGGCUCUCGUUCCGUCUCAUCCAGCAGCCUGAACAGUGCUGGCGGCACGAAGCGAUCUCCUUCCAACGACACGUGGCUCGAUGGACAUCGUCCGCUCUUCCAGAGAGACCUCUUCCCCGCAAAUGAUACGCUUCGCUCGACGGCUUCAGGCGCACUGGUUUCAGGCUCAUCGAGCAAAGCCUCUCAUCCGGCUUUGCGCGCUCUUGAGCUUACAUCCAAUGCCAUCCACUCGCAUGUUCAGGCUCUUCUCGACCUUCGCACAGAACGCAGCAUGUACUACGCGGCACAGAGUCAGCGCCUUGCCGCCGAAGCGCGCGAACAAACCUGGGCGACCAAGCUCGAACACGACAUUCACCAGGAUCUCGAGAAUGACGCUCGACUUUCUCUCAACAAGACCAACGGUCCUUCGCACGUCGGCUCGCUUGCAUCUGCCGCAAUCGCAGCCUCGAGCGCGUCAACAAGUGGCGGCGCAUCGCAACGCAUCGACUGGCAGAGGGAGAGGGUGGACAUGGAAAAGAAGCUGGCUCAACUCGUCAGACAGGUUGCACAAGCUGAGCAAAAUAUCGAGAGAAAGGAAAAGCAAGUCGCCCAACUCGUCGAGGCCGAACAGCGCGCUAGGACUAUGCUCGACCAGGCCUCUUCAUCUCCAGCAGUCAGCGAUUCCGAAGCGAUCGAACAAGCGAGAUCGUUGAAGUCGGAGCUUGAGACGGCACAAAAGGAGCGAUUACACUUUGCCGACCGGUGCGAGUCGUUGGAAGCAGAAGCACGCGAGCUCCGAAAUGAGCGCGACCGCAUCUUGCUGCAACGGAGCAACGCGACUCAACCUUCGAGGGUCACAUCGCUCAAGCGGCUGGACGAACAUGAAGUGGCUGAGAUCCAUGCCCGCGAUCAAAAGCGUCGCGACGAUCUCGGUAGCCUGUCCGUGGUUGCAGAGGACGCCGAGAUGCCUUCCUCGACCAGCACCGUCGACACGGCGGACAGUGCCAGCGAUGGCGCGCUCGAAAAUGCGGACUUUUCCAGCUCGCGUCGAUCUACUCGGAAAGGCAGGCUGAGCAAAGACUCAGCGAAUGCGGGAGCGAUCAGCUUUGGCGAAAGCUUCGCAAACAAUCCCGAGCUCGAUGCGAUUUUCGGUGUCUCCUCCACUGCGAAAAAGGUGAAAAGCGUAGCUCAGACUUCGACACGACGCUCAUCACGUUUGUCCGGUGGGAACGCGGCAGAAGACGAGUUGUCUCCUAAGGGUGAGACGGUGCAGGAAGUGGAUAGUCAGACCGGAGGUCGCAAGAGGAAGGUCGAAGAAGAAGGAGAGGCAGCAGAUUCCAGUAGCACCGCCAAGAGGCGGACGAGCCGACGCAUUUCGGAUGGAUCCGCUUCCAAGGCGACAUCAGAGGAAGCCUCGCCACGGAUGUCGAAGCGCGCUCGAGGUGAGACGCAGGUCUCCCCAUCGGAACAGCCACAUGUUACUGAAGACGCUGCAUCAACUGAUGCUGCUGCUACUGCUGUCGCCCAAUCGCGACGAAGGCUCUCCACCCGCGAGAAGCAAGAGCUCGAUCAGAAGCAAAAGACGCGUGUUGUCUCUACGCCUGCGGUGGCUGGCUCGGCUUCGAGCAAGACGCCAGCGCUCACCUCCCGCAGAAUUGUCUCUGGCUCCUCGUCAUCCGUCACCCGGCCCACUGCUUCGUCUCUUCGGCGCAGCGAAGCAACACAAGCAAGUGUCAAGCGCCCUUUGUCCAAUUCGACCAACACGCGCGAAGGCUCCAUCCGAGCCUCGACGGCGAGCAAAGCUGCUGAGGCUCGAGUGUCGUCAUCAGGCUCGAUCCGUUCGCGGUCGUAG